AUGCCCAAACGUAAGUCCCGUGACGUCAAUAAUGAACCCCCGAAAAGUGCCAAACUUGACGAAUCUGAUAAGGAAGGUCACAAUGAAGUUUCAGAUCUAAUCGAAUCGACAUUCCUUUUAAAGUGUCCCCCUGAUUUUUAUGAAUUUUACGCCUUUUGCUGUUCUGUUGCCCCUGAUUCUCCUCUUGACGCACUAUAUGGAGAUACCAAUAUCAGACUUGUGGGACCCUUCGAGGUUCUCCACGAACCCAAAAAAUUCAAACCCGAUGAUGAUCUAACUGGUUUUUAUCGAUAUUUCCAUGAUCCUCCCGAAGUAGUCACUGUUCUAGCUGCAGAUGGUGAAAAUCCCUUUCAUGUCGGGUACUUCAGGGAUAAUCACGCUGACCAGCCUGCUUUUCUAGUUUCGUCGAACCCAUCCGAAACAGGAAAGCUCACAAUCUCAAGUGAAAAUAUAUUCACCACUGUCUUAAAUUUACUGAAGCAUCCGAAAACGAAGGGUGGAUCUAUACCGAUCAUUUUGCCGAAAUUGUCGGAGUUUGCGAAGAACAGACGGAUUUGUAUUGAUUCAAAGGUGUCGGUUAAACGGAAGUGCACGUGUGAGACGUUAAACGGGGUGGGAGUUAAAAUUAAUUUGCAAAACGGUAUUGGCUACCGACCCGUUCCUACUACCCAUAAGGAGCUCGUCACAAUUCUUCAAACCCUGACUGACACAACAAACGCAAACACCUCCAAAUUGGACGAAUUGAUGACUCUCGUUCAAUUUGCCAACGAUGAGGGUGAUUUCGGUGAAGGUCUGGAGUUGGGCCUGGACCUACUGGCCUUUCAUCCUGCUGCUGCUUCCACAUCGGAGACAUUUGAGAAGGCAAACCGUCUCAAUCGGCGGAUCACAUGCCUUCUUUCCACUGGGUACCAACUGGCUGGACAACCAAAAUUCGCGCAGGUUGUGAGACGACACAUGGAGAAUCGAUUAAAGACGAGAAGACUGCGAGAGGUUGAGUAG
Messenger RNA from Echinococcus granulosus, 999 nucleotides. RefSeq lists its product as hypothetical. Lineage: Eukaryota; Metazoa; Platyhelminthes; Cestoda; Cyclophyllidea; Taeniidae. The record is from RefSeq and is a predicted model, not a curated record. Gene Ontology annotation, cellular component: nucleus. The coding region runs from base 1 to 999 and encodes 332 amino acids. Gene Ontology annotation, molecular function: poly-ADP-D-ribose binding; histone binding. The transcript is spliced from 5 exons. Gene Ontology annotation, biological process: regulation of protein ADP-ribosylation; DNA damage response.